AUAUCUAUCAACGCGAUUGUUUCAAGCGCUUCUACAGUAGCUCGGCAUUUCGAAGCGAGGGAAAAUCAAAAUGGCCCCAAAAGCUACAGUUGGAAAAGCUGCAAAGAAAGCAACCGGUCCGAAGAAAGCCGUUUCUUCAAGUGGAAGCAAAAAACAUAAGCGAAAAACUCGAAAGGAGAGCUACAACAUCUACAUUUACAAAGUAUUGAAGCAAGUUCACCCAGACACUGGUAUCUCAAGCCGAGCCAUGGGAAUCAUGAAUAGUUUCGUUAAUGACAUAUUUGAACGAAUUGCUGCUGAAGCUUCAAGACUGGCUCAAUACAACAAGAAAUCCACCAUAUCAAGCAGAGAGGUGCAGACGGCCGUGCGGCUACUUUUGCCUGGAGAACUUGCAAAACAUGCGGUCAGUGAAGGGACGAAGGCAGUCACGAAGUACACUAGUACCCAGUAACUAACUAACACGGGUCAGUGAAGGGACGGAAGCAGUCACGAAGUACACUAGUAGUACCCCAGUAACUGACUAACGAGUCCAAAAACUAAGAUAACUGUUAUGCUGCUAGUCUACAUGCUUACCGUACAGAACUCAGCAAUUGCUAGACUAAAAUAUAUACCGACUGCAAAUCUUUAUUAGCAAGAUAGUUUAUCGUUGUACAUCACUAACCGAUGUGUAAAUUAUAUUUUUUUUUGUUUAAAUAAAAUUUUGUUUUAUAAGAAUUGCAAUGACUAAA
Molecule: messenger RNA, 728 nt
Organism: Anneissia japonica
Lineage: Eukaryota; Metazoa; Echinodermata; Crinoidea; Comatulida; Comatulidae
Product: late histone H2B.L4-like
Exons: 1
Coding region: 71-451 (126 amino acids)
Biological process (GO): nucleosome assembly
Cellular component (GO): nucleosome
Molecular function (GO): structural constituent of chromatin; DNA binding; protein heterodimerization activity
Source: RefSeq, a predicted model, not a curated record